Messenger RNA from Phytophthora sojae, 2089 nucleotides. RefSeq names its product cellulase-1, endo-1,4-beta-glucanase. The coding region runs from base 295 to 1923 and encodes 542 amino acids. NCBI's taxonomy places the organism in Eukaryota, Oomycota, Peronosporomycetes, Peronosporales, Peronosporaceae. The record is from RefSeq and is a predicted model, not a curated record. The transcript is spliced from 2 exons.
CGAGGCUGUGAGGCUGAGGCUCAGCCAUAUUGCCGACCGGCCGGUGGUUUUGGCUGUGUGGCGCACACCGCCCUAGCCCUUGCCUAGCGGUUGCGCGCAUACUGAACGCAAGUCGUUCCCUCUUCCGUUUCUUCGCGGAGCCAGCCGGGGCUCCUCAGUGCAAAAGCGAACCGGCCCCGCUCACUCGUCAGUCGCUAGACAGCAGCUAGCUCCAGCCUGCAACCCCACGCGCGCGCGUUCGGCCACGAGGACAGCAGCAGCGUACACAGCCACAGCAGCGCAGCCAACAGAGCCAUGAGCACCUCGGGACGCCCCAGCGGCGUGGGCCGAGGCUCCUUCUCGGCCGGCCGCAGCUCCGAAGUCGAGCGCAUCAUCGCCGCCGCCGAAGUGGACACGACCUUCGCCGGCAAGAAGGCGCGCUACCGCGGCCGCCGAUCGACGUGGCCCGGCGCGCUGGCGCUGUUGCUGCUGGCCGUGGUGUCCGUGGCCGGCCUGACGUACUACGGCAUCCAGACGCACAACGACGUGAACGAGACGGUGGCCAGCAGCGAGGCGUCGGACGAGGCCAAGUACUCGGACGGCACGCAGAUCGACGACGGCAGCCCCACGGACACGACGUCGGACCUGGCCACCACCAACCCCAAGAUGUACACGGACAAGGGCUGCCAGCAGCCCAACUACAUCAGCAAGAACGGCCGCAUCUACGCGCAGCUGGCCGACGGCACGUCCACGCAGAUCGACAUCAAGGGCAUCAACUGGAAGGGCAUGGAGGACAGCAAGGGCGUGCCCAAGGGCCUCUGGGACAACACGGUGGACGGCGACUCGCUCUACCGCUACGCCUACUUCCUGCACUACAACAAGUUCAACGUCGUGCGCUUCCCGCUCUCCAUCGACGCCGUCAUGCGCAACACGGACAUCGACACGAACCUCAUCAACACCAACUCGAACCGCGCGCUGGCCACGGCCUCGCGCUACAACACGCUGCUGGGGCUCAUGGUGCAGGGCCUGGGCCAGUUCAACAUCGGUGUCGUGCUGGACUUCCACGUGCUCUCGACGUCGGACGACGACAGCUCUGGUCUCUGGUACGGCUCGUCCAUCAAGCUGGCCGACAUCAAGACGGCCAUCACGAACUUGGCCGAGGCCAUGUGCGACUCGACGCACUUCAACAUCAUCGGCAUCGACCUCAAGGACGGCCUCAGCACGGACGCUACGUGGGGCGACGGAUCCGACACGGACUGGUCCGUGGCGGCCACGGAGCUGGGCAACCACCUGCUGACCAAGUGCCCCAAGUGGCUGGCCUUCGUGCAGGGCGUGCAGGGCGAGAGCCACAAGGACACGUACGGAUCGCGUUCCAUUAAGAACACGUUCCUGCCCGGCUCGGACCUUUCGGGUGUGAGCGAUGCCCCCAUCACGCUCGAUACGGACAACAAGGUCGUCUACUCGCCCAAGUACUACUCGAGCUCUUACAUCCCCCGGCUAUACUACUUUGAGGACGGCACGACCAGUGGCGACCUCUUGGAGGACUACGUCGAGUACGGCGACGCCGACCUGCUGGCCAACGUGAAGCUGAGCAUGAACUACUCGUUCGGCGCGGCGUUCGACACUGGCAUGGCCGUGGUGUUGUCGUCGUUCGGCGGCCUCGUGGGAGACCUUGACGCGACGGACAAGCAGACGAGCACGCGAAUUGUCAAGGACGUUAUCGCGCAGAUGGCUGGCACUACGGAGCCGUACCUCGCCGGCGGCUUCUGGUGGACCUUGAACCCGGACACGACGUGGCCGUACCCGGCCCCCGAUGACACGAACGCCACCGCGCAGGGUCUGGUGGACGACACUUGGCGCGUGGCGAACAUGGAUGUGCUGCAGGUGCUGGCCUCAAUGAACAAAACCAUGGACCACGUCAAGUUCAUCCCCUGCUCUACUUAAGCCAGUGAGUAGCUGAGGCCUGCCCCUCGAGGGAUACACACGACCAAGUUGCUCCUUGGCGCUUUCAUUACUACUUCAGUUGCGGUUCGCUUGUUUUUCUCUUUCUUAGCCUCUGGAGAGGAGGAAGACGGUAAGAUAUUAGUACACACUUCUUUUUCUCCAUCCG